AUGGUGCCCACCACAACCCGCGUUUUGAGCACUUUGCUCUUCUCGGCCUCACUCAUUAGCUCGGGAUCUGCAACUGUGACUUGCGGCGUCUCGGAUAAUGUCAACUUUUACCAGAACCCCUCAUUCGAAACUGGCGACUUGACCGACUGGACCAGCUUAGUGUCAGCCAGAGGUGAAGUUACAUCUGGCGAUGCCUCCGAUGGAAACGAUUACUUCACCAUUCAAUCCAAUGAUGAGUUGGAUUAUUUAAUGCAGGAUUUGACGGGUCUGGAAAUUGGCUCAACCUACACACUCUCCGUCGACUACAAACUUGCUGCGAGUUUCAAUGGCGGUAGUAGUGUCUGCUACAUGACCUGGUCUCAAGGCUCCUGGAAUAAUUACAUCAAACCAGUAUCGCCUAUCUACUCAUCGAACUUCCCAGAAUGGACUACCAACAGCAUCACCUGGACACCCACCGCUUCGACCGUUAACCUUUACUUCGUCUUUGGAUGUAACGCCGGUGAUACCUCCAUCGAAUUAGAUAACUUUAAGGCUGUUGGCGCAGGCGAAGUCUGCACAACCAGCACUCCUACUCCCACUCCUGUCCCCAGCUCACCGGCCAAGUCUUCGUCUGUUGCGGUGGCUAGCUCUUCUCCCGUGCGCUCGGUUGAAGUUCGUCCUAGCUCCAAGGCUGUGUCUUCUUCUACCCCCGUUCCUAGCUCUGUUCGCCCUUCGGCAUCUGCUCCUGCUAGACACAGCCGUAUCCCUCACUCUGCUCGUCCCACUCCUUCUAGCUCCGCCCCUUGGAGCCGUCGCCCCAUCUCGCCUACCCCCAAGCCUUCCUUCACCCCCUCCGGCUCGGUCGUUGCUCCUUCGCCUAUCCCAUCGGGCUCUGCCCAUGGACAUGGUCACCACCAUGGUCACCACCCCGGCUCUGGUUCCGACUCUGGUGACCACUCUGGCUCCGGCUCCGGUCACGAGUCUGGCUCUGGCUCUGGUGACCACUCUGGCUCUGGCUCUGGCAACCACUCUGGCUCCGGCUCCGGUCACGAGUCUGGCUCUGGCUCUGGUGACCACUCUGGCUCUGGCUCUGGCAACCACUCUGGCUCCGGCUCCGGCCACGAGUCUGGCUCUGGCUCUGGUGACCACUCUGGCUCUGGCUCUGGCAACCACUCUGGCUCCGGCUCCGGCCACGAGUCUGGCUCUGGCUCUGGCAAUCACUCUGGCUCUGGCUCUGGUGACCACUCUGGCUCUGGCUCUGGCAACCACUCUGGCUCUGGAUCUGGCAACCACUCUGGCUCCGGCUCCGGCCACGAGUCUGGCUCUGGCUCUGGCAAUCACUCUGGCUCUGGCUCUGGCGACCACUCUGGCUCUGGCUCUGGCUCUGGCUCUGUCAUCACCUCCACAAUUUUGACUACCCGGACAAGCACCGUCACCGCGUGCCCCUCCACUGUUACCAACUGCCCUGCCCGUGACCAGACGACUUACUUGACUACCGAGACUGUCGUCGUUGGUACUACUGUCUGCCCCAUUACCGAGGGUGCUCAGCCUACCACUACUGCCACUCCAGCAGGCCAGGGCAGCAUUACUGUGCCAAUGACUACCUCCACUGCCUUCAUUACCCGUACGUCGACUAUUACUGCUUGCCCCUCCUCUGUUAAGGAUUGUCCCGCGUCUGAGAAGUCCACCUAUGUUACCACUGAGACCAUUGUGGACUACACCACCAUCUGCCCGGUUACUGCUGCUGAGGCUACCCAGACUGCCAGCUCGACUGCUUCAUCCUACACCGAGGCUAGCGGUACUGGCUCUACUGGCUCUGGCUCGACUGGCUCUGGCUCGACUGGCUCCGGCUCGACUGGCUCUGGCUCGACUGGCUCUGGCUCGACUGGCUCUGGCUCGACUGGCUCUGGCUCGACUGGCUCUGGCUCGACUGGCUCUGGCUCGACUGGCUCUGGCUCGACUGGCUCUGGCUCUACUGGCUCUGGCUCUACUGGCUCCGGCUCGACUGGCUCCGGCUCGACUGGCACUGGCUCUACCGGCACUGGCUCGACUGGUACUGGCUCUGGCUCUGAAUCCGCUGGCAACGAAGAGAUCAGCACCACCAUCAUUUACUCGACCAAGGUCGAGUCUGGUACAACCGAGACCAUUGCUAUCGCAACUGAGGUUUUGACUCUCACUGUUACCCAGGCCACUAGCACUGGCAUCGCAGGUGUUGGUGCCACUGGUAUCCCCCCUGUGCGCAGCACACACAUCCACAUUAAGCCCACUCCUUCGGCCUUUGCCACUUCUAGCUCUUCUAUUCCCCAGAAGAGCUCUGGUGUUGGAUCUUACUCCAGCUCGACUACCGGCUCUGUCGCUCCUGUCUACACCGGUGCUGCUUCACCUUCCUUCACUUUCUCCACUGGCCUACUCGGCGCUUUGGCUCUUCUUGUUGUGCGUCUUGUAUAA
Molecule: messenger RNA, 2427 nt
Organism: Penicillium pulvis
Lineage: Eukaryota; Fungi; Ascomycota; Eurotiomycetes; Eurotiales; Aspergillaceae
Exons: 2
Coding region: 1-2427 (808 amino acids)
Source: RefSeq, a predicted model, not a curated record